AUGGCCGAUACCAGAAUAUCACCUGGAGUUGUAGAUUCAUCUUUCAUAAGCCAAACCAAUCUUAGAACAUCAUUAGUUGAUUCCGCUACUUCAACAUCUCAAGAUGUUCAUCGUUUGAAUAAUUCCAAAUAUAUCCCUCCAUGGACUGAACCUUAUAUCAUAGGAGUUGCAGGGAAUUCAGGGUCAGGUAAAACCUCCAUUUCCCAAAAGAUUAUUGAACAUUUGAACCAACCAUGGACUGUUUUGUUGUCUUUUGAUAAUUUCUACAAACCCUUGACCAAAGAACAAAGUGUCAAAGCAUUUAAUAACGAAUGGGAUUUCGAUAGACCUGAAUCAUUAGAUUUAGAUCUAUUAGUUGAAGUGGUAGGGAAGUUGAAGAAAGGAGAGAAGGCAGAAAUCCCUGUUUAUUCAUUUGCAAGUCAUUCUAGAACCAAUAAAACCACCACCAUCUAUGGUGCUAAUGUCAUCAUCAUUGAAGGACUUUAUGCCUUAUACGAUCAAAGAUUAUUGGAUAUGAUGGACAUUAAGAUUUAUGUUGAUACAGAUUUGGAUAUUUGUCUUUCUAGAAGAUUAACUAGAGACAUUUUGUAUAGGAAAAGAGACUUAUCAGGAGCUAUGAAACAAUGGGAAACUUUUGUUAAACCUAAUGCUGUGAAAUUUUUAAAUCCAACUAUGAACAACGCAGAUUUGGUGAUUCCUAGAGGUUUAGAUAAUGUUAAUGCUAUUGACUUAAUGAUAAGACAUAUCCAAAAACAAUUGUACAUCAAAUCAUUGUCCCAUAUCGAACAUUUGAAAACUAUAGGUAUAAAUUUGAAGUUCAAUAUCGAAGAAUUCCCUAAUGUUAAAACUUUGAGAGAUACUAAUCAAACCAGAGGUAUCAAUUCCAUAAUUUUUGACAAAACCACAAAACUUGAUGAUUUCAUUUUCAACUUCAAUAGAGUUGCUACCUUAAUUAUAGAACAAGCAUUAGGUUUUUUGACCAGUUAUUCAAAAGUGGUGAUAAAGACCGAUCCUCGUAACUGUGAAUUCGAUGGGUUAGUUCAAGAUGAUAAAAUCUUAGCAGUAACGAUUAUCAGAUCAGGUGAUUGUUUCAACCAAUCCAUCAAGAGAACAUUCUUGGAUAUUCCAUUAGGUAAAUUGUUGAUUCAAUCAGAUUCAAGAACUGGUGAACCCCAAUUGCAUUUCGAAAAGUUACCUAAGGGGAUGACAGAGUUAACUCAUAAGAAAAUCAUGUUAUUCGAUGCUCAAAUAGUUAGUGGAGCUGCUGCUAUAAUGGCUAUACAAAUCUUAAUUGACCAUAAAGUUAAACAACAAGAAAUUAUCUUAUGUGCUUACCUUUCAACUGAGAUAGGUUUAAGAAGAAUCUUACGAGUUUUCCCUGAUGUUAAUAUUGUUAUUGGAAAAUUGAGUUCUAUGAAUGGUACAGAAAACUUCCCUGAUUAUAAUCAAGAGAAGUUUUUAGAUACUGAUUGGCAUUUUAGACAUAGAUUCAUUGAUUCGUUGUAUUUCGGAACACCUUAG
Molecule: messenger RNA, 1521 nt
Organism: Yamadazyma jaroonii
Lineage: Eukaryota; Fungi; Ascomycota; Pichiomycetes; Serinales; Debaryomycetaceae
Source: the annotation of a GenBank genome assembly